CAAAACAAACAACAAACAAACAUGACAUAAUUAAGUAAUUCCAUAUUUUCUACGUCAUGGAAUAUUUUGUUUGAAGACGAUACAGUUGUCUGAAUUGUAUGCAUCAGUGAUAAGUAACGAGUACAUAUAGCACAGGAAUAAUUUAAACGGAAUGAAGUUAACAUUGUUCCUGAUUUGAAAUAGAAGUUUAAUAAUAAUUCGGAUAAUUUUAUUGAAUAUAUAUCUGAAGGUUCAUAUAAGAAGCACAACGGCUAGAAGUUGAUUCCAAAGAAAGACCACACGAAGAUAUCGCUCGCUUGAUGAGCACGUAUGUUAUUUAGCUGGAAGAUUCACAGAGAAAUAAAAGAUACAGCAAGUGAACGGAAAACCUUCAUAUCGAAACCAUAUUUAAGGGCAACAGUAUCACCAUAUGAUGUCAAUGCGCUUUCAAGUAAAUACCACUAAGUGAGAAAUGAUUUAGGUACGUGCCUUCCACAGUAAUAACUAACAGAAAUAGACACAAUUAAAUGGCAAAAAAUGGGACAUCAAACGAAUCAAGUCCGUUAUUGUGCGGUGCCGACAAAGAGGCUGACGUUGGUUACAAACCUCACUUGACAUACGGCGGUAUAUAUUCAGGCUUAUCCGGAGUAAGGGCUUGUGAUUCUCAGGUUGCCGUUUCCCGAUUGGAACCAUCGAUUAAUGCGAUAGAAGAAAGUCCUGAUGAUGAAGAAAUCGUGGAGAAUACAGACGCUUUAAGGUGUUCACCAAAUACACGGCUUUACAGAUAUGGUCUACUUGUGUUCUUGUGUAUUGCUGGUCUAUGUGAAUUUGUCACCAAUGAAAGUCCGGCUGCUCUUCAGAAGCACGUGGUUAAGGACAUUGACAUCUCCGAGACGCAGUACAUGGGAUUUUACUCCACCGUCCAGUGGGCGGAGAUCAUCUCAAGUCUCGCGGGAGGCUUUAUGGUGGACCGGAUCGGCAACCCCAUCAGUCUGAUGACCUCCGCCGGAUUGAUCACAGUGGCGCAUACGAUAUUUGCCUUAGGGGCUCUGAUCCACAACUAUUGGACGAUGUUUGGCGCUCGCAUAUUCCUCGGACUCGUAUCAGGUGCUUUAAUGAUCGCUAGUGACAACUUGGUCGUGAAGUGGUUCCACAACAAAGAAUUGAACAUGGUGCUGGGUCUGAAAAUUAGCUUUGCAAGAGCCAGUAGCGUCAUGACACUCAAUAUGAUGGACCCCAUAUAUCAACAACUGUUGAAGUGCAAUGUGCCAUGGAAAGCUCUAGGAUUUACCUUGUUAGCAGGCAGUUGUAUUGCAGUGUUGUCCACAUUAUGUUCUGUGAUAGUGGCGAUCAUGGACAAACGCGCUGACAAACUAGGGUUCAACAAGAAUAACUACAACGUUGACAAUGACAACGAAGAAGAGACGGAGGAGCACCAAUCAAUGACCACGUGUUCAGACGUGAGGCGCUUUCCAGCCUCGUUCUGGCUCAUUGGUAUCAGCGUUUCUCUCUACUACAUGCAGUUGUUUCCUUUCCUUGCACAGGGAGAGCUGUACUUUGUGAAGAAAUACGACAGAUCCUUAGAUUCAGCAAACGCAAUCAAUAGCAUGGUGUACGUAGUUGGAGCAGUGACUAUGCCGCUAGUCGGAGCCGCGGUAGACAGAGUGGGCCGGAAUCUUAUCUGGAUGUUGACCGGACUUUGUCUCUCUUUGGCCAGUCAUCUUUUAAUGACAUUUACCUUUGUAGAACCAUAUGCAUGCACGAUUUUAUUAGGACUCGGUUAUUCACUGGUUGUUACCACUUGUUGGCCACUUGUGACGUAUGUUAUCGCGCCCAAUCAUCUUGGAACUGCAUUUGGCAUUUUGUUUACAAUAAGCUCAGCUUGCCAGGCCGUGAACGCCUAUAUUACAGGCUACAUAGUAGAUAACCUGGGAUAUUUUGUGCUGGAGGUUUUCUUCAUAAUGUGCACCUCUUGCUCGAUAGUAUUCACCUUAUUGCUGUAUUUGAGAGACGCUUCUUCAGGGAAAACUUUAAACCUUACCGCAAAAGAACGAAGUCACAAAACAAAGUAAAGUACCGGUACAUGCCUUCCAACAAGGAAGUGAGGACAUUAGCUUUUAUUGUUCGAGAGCGAAGUCCAAUAAUUAAUUCAAGCACUUACCCUCUCAACGGAAUGUAGGACAUUGACGUUUGCCGUAAGAUCAAAACUUAAUUAAGUACUUAACUUCCACAAUACCUUGAAGGACAUUAAACCUUACCGUGGACGAGCGAAGUCGUUAAACAAAGUAAAGUACCUACCUUCGACAAAGGCAGAGAAGACAUUGAAACUUAUCGUAAGAGAGAGAAGUCGCAAAACAAAAUCCAGAAAUUGCCUUCCACGGUGACUGAAUGUCAAUAACCCUUGAACGUGAUUAAAGCAUUUAAAAGCAGUUUUGUUGAAGAUGCAUAUCAGACAUAAAGGAGUUUCUCUUGUUCCUUAAUAUUUAUCGGAUGUUAGAUUGGCAACGACAUUUUAUAUGACCAAGAGAGAUUAUAUUUUUAUCCGUGUGUUUAUGUGUUAGCCGGAGCAGAUUUUUGUUUGUUAAGUUCAUAUAUUGCUUUUGUAUAUUUACUGCUCAGAUUAUUGUUUUAAUAUACUCAUAAAAUAUAUUUACAUGACCUAUUUUAGCUCAACAUGUACAUGACCUGUUUAAGCUCACUUACAUCUGUGAUUGUUUGAAGAUAUAUGCUCAUUUUUACUUUGCGUUUUAAGAAUUAAACGGCUCUAUAUUUAAGAUAUUUGUGAAUAUUUGUAUGGCCCCACCACUAUAGUGCGGGACAUAUUGUUUUUGCCCUGUCUGUUGGUUGGUCUGUUGGUUGGUUGAUUGGUUUGUGUGUUCGUUUGUUUGCUCCAACUUAAACAUUUUGACAUAACUUUUGCAAUAUUGAAGAAAGCAACUUCAUAUUUGGCAUGCAUGUGUAUCUCAUGGAGCUGCACAUUUUAUGUGGUGAAAGGUCAAGGUCAUGGUCAUCCUUUAAGGUCAAAGGCCAUAUAUAUAGCUUCAAAGCGGCGCAGAAGGGGACAAAGUGUUUCUGACAAACACAUAUCAUGUUCUCUCUUUUUUCGAAAGGUAUACAUGUAAAACAUGUAUAUUUUUCAAAAUGGUUUAACAUUAUUUGGCAUAAAAUAAACAUACAUGUACAUAGCAUGAGACGUUGAACGUACGCUCGAUGUUACUUUAACCAUGUUUUUCAAUUAAAACGGUCAACCAGAAUUUAAAACAUAAAUUGACCUUGCAAAAAACAACAACAUUAUAUUAGAUUGACAUAUACUGCAAGGUGGUUUAUAUCUCUCCAAUGUCAAAGAACCAGACUGCUUUAUCCAAGAUGCAACACUUUGUUAUAGUUAAGAAACUAGUUUUAAAGAUAUAUUUAAAACAAGAUAUGUGUUUGUCAGAAACACUAUGUUCCCUACUGCGCCGCUUGAAGUUAUAUAUUUGACCUUGAAGGAUGACCUUGACCUUUCACCACUCAAAAAAUGCAGCUCAAUGAGACACAUG
This is a messenger RNA of Dreissena polymorpha, 3518 nucleotides long. Its product is annotated as major facilitator superfamily domain-containing protein 1-like. Bases 507 to 2051 code for a protein of 514 amino acids. Gene Ontology annotation, biological process: transmembrane transport. Gene Ontology annotation, molecular function: transmembrane transporter activity. The transcript is spliced from 14 exons. The record is from RefSeq and is a predicted model, not a curated record. NCBI's taxonomy places the organism in Eukaryota, Metazoa, Mollusca, Bivalvia, Myida, Dreissenidae.